Molecule: messenger RNA, 777 nt
Organism: Varanus komodoensis (Komodo dragon)
Lineage: Eukaryota; Metazoa; Chordata; Lepidosauria; Squamata; Varanidae
Gene: OVOL1
Product: ovo like transcriptional repressor 1
Exons: 4
Coding region: 1-777 (258 amino acids)
Biological process (GO): epidermal cell differentiation; regulation of transcription by RNA polymerase II
Cellular component (GO): nucleus
Molecular function (GO): RNA polymerase II cis-regulatory region sequence-specific DNA binding; DNA-binding transcription factor activity, RNA polymerase II-specific
Source: RefSeq, a predicted model, not a curated record
AUGCCCAGAGCUUUCCUGGUGAAGAAAACGUGCGUUUCCACCGGCAAGAGGAACUGGAGCGAACUUCCCGAUGAGGAGCGAGGCGAGAUCUACGUCCCAGUCUCCCUGGGCGGGUAUGCCCUGUGGAAAGAUCCGGAGCCUUCGGUGGCCGAACCUCCUUCGUACCCGAUGCCGCUGGACAUGACGAUUCGAAACGCCACCUACCUGGCGGCACAGCCCCACUGUGCGGCCCAGGUCCCGGGGGGCGUGCCACAGGAAAUGGAGCCGGGCUUCCUGCGGCCCAAGAUGAAGGUGACGCAGGGCGACAGCCCGGGCGACCAGCUCUCCUGCCCGUACUGCCAGAAAGCGUUCUCCUUCCAGCGCAUGCUGAAUCGCCACAUGAAGUGCCACAGCCACGUCAAGCGCCACCUCUGCCAGUACUGCAACAAGGGCUUCAACGACACCUUUGACCUCAAGCGCCACGUCCGGACACACACGGGAGUCCGGCCCUACAAGUGCGACCUCUGCGACAAGGCCUUCACGCAGCGCUGCUCGCUGGAGUCCCACCUGAAGAAGAUCCACGGGGUGCAGCAGAGUUACGCCUACAAGGAGCGCCGCGCCAAGCUCUACGUGUGCGAGGACUGCGGCUCCACGGCCGACAGCCAGGAGGGCCACCUGCGGCACCUGCAGGAGCACCACCCCGAGAGCCCGAUGCUGCGGAAGGCCUCGCGCAAGGCGCCCCCCGCCCUGCCGGGCGCCGCCCCGUCGGCCCUGCUGCCGGGACACCCCUGCCUCUGA